UAAAAACUGUCAAAUACAAUGGAUAAAAUUUAAGUGAUUUGUUUUCUUGUAUCCACAGAAUUUGGUCAAUAUGACACGUGAGAUUUCUGUUUAAUAAACAGUCAGUGAAUAUGUUCAAUAAUCAUUUAAAACCAAAGAUUUCCAAUUUUCUUCCUGUAAUUCAUGACUUGUAAAGCUAUAUAAAAGGGAAAAUCUUUCAUAUAUCUAGAAGGAAUCACAGUUUCAAAAUGCUCUUGUUACUUUUUCUUAUACAAUCGUCCAGCUCUCAAGUGACUCAAACUGGUGAAUGUGAUAUUGAUGUUAGUAAACGAAUUCGAAUUGGUAAUCAACAAAUUACGCCAGUUGAAUGUAUGAGUGAUGAACAAGAAGCUUUUGCCUGUUAUGACAGUUCAUAUGGAUGUUAUAGAAGUAAAAAUGAUAUUGUUGGCUUUAUCUAUAAACAUGGAGAUUCUGGGGCUUUCGAUUUGUUCGACAGUGAAAGUGAAGAAAAUGCAGCAAUGGACAUUCAAGUUUGUUCGAAACUCUGCUUACGAAAUUCCGACUGCAAAGGCUUCACUUUAGCAAGUUUUAAACAUCUUGGAAGAUAUUGUCACCUUAAAAAUAAGCGAUUUAAAAGAACAACCGGUUGGGUUACAACGAUGGUCAGCUAUGAUAGAUAUGCUGUAAAAGUAUCAUCUUGUGAGACUGGUGAAUGUACGGAAACAACACUUCAAACAUAUUCUAAAGAUGCUGUAACUUGUAAAUCUUAUUGCGAAAGUAAUCCGGCAUGCAAUUACUAUUCUUUGACACCAUCCGGAUGUCAGUUGAAAGAUAAAUGCACUGUUUAUAAAAAUGCUGCUAAUAGUUUCUCCUGCACGAAAACAGUAGCUCUAGUGUCAAAGUCUAUAUAUUUCAAUGAAAAUAGUUUAACUAAUGUAUCCGAUUCAGAUGAAUCUACGUGCGUAUGGUUGAAACCUAGUCCAUUUGUACUUAGGUAUCCUUUUCCCCAAGUUGAUGCUCAGUUAAAUUCCUUGACACUCACAAUAAAAGGCUCACAAUUAUCAUGCAUGGCUGAGAAGCUAGAUUUAAUAAAUAUAAAUAGUUUAUUUGUUUACAUUCCAUUGGAAAGAGUCUAUACAACAAGUUUUACAGGAUCGUUCAAAAUAUGUGAAUUAUUAUCUUCUAGUUCAAUUGAAUGCACGUAUAUAUGUGAUUGCCAAGAGAGAUAUUGUGAAGGAAUAUAUGUGAAUGCUUUUUCAAAAGAUGGUGGACCAAGAGUAUGCGAAAUUCAAAUAUGAUUAAAAAAGAUUGUAUAAUACUUAAACGAAUGAAAUAUAUUUUUAACUAAUAACAUCUGACUGUUUUCAUAAACAUUAUUAAUAUUAAAUUGAUAUACUGUAUGAAUUUUUUAUUUACGUCGAUAAUUCCGCCCCC
Molecule: messenger RNA, 1413 nt
Organism: Dimorphilus gyrociliatus
Lineage: Eukaryota; Metazoa; Annelida; Polychaeta; Dinophilidae
Source: the annotation of a GenBank genome assembly